GCUUUAUCAGAAACAUGUGCACAAAGAGGAAACCCGAUUAUUAUAAAUGAUUAUUUUAAAAAACUUCAAAUAAUAAUUCAAGAGUAUUCACUUACUGCAGAUUGUAUUUGGAACAUAAAUGAAACUGAAUUUAUUCUUUUCCUCAAAAUUCAAAAAGUUCUUUCUAAAAAAAGUAUUCGUAUGAUUUCAGGUUUAUUGACUGGAGCUCUAGCUGAUAGUGUUAUGGGAUUUACUGACUCUGAGUACAUGAAAGAGAAUCUCUUUCAAAUGUAUAUCAACUACUUUAUUAAUUCGAUUUCACCUCCAUCUGAAAUUCCAUUUGUUAAACUUAAAAAAGAAUAUAGUAAAAGAUGUGAUGAGCUUUAUAGUAGUAGAGAUGAACUAGUAACAAAAUGUAUAUUUGCUAAAGUACUUGAAAAAGUUUUUAAUAUAACCUACACUCCCAUGACAAUUAUCAACACUUAUAAAACUACAGGAAUCUGA
Messenger RNA from Diversispora eburnea, 483 nucleotides. The record is from the annotation of a GenBank genome assembly. Lineage: Eukaryota; Fungi; Glomeromycota; Glomeromycetes; Diversisporales; Diversisporaceae.